This is a messenger RNA of Epinephelus moara (kelp grouper), 2695 nucleotides long. It is a transcript of the gene txlnba, whose product is annotated as taxilin beta a. NCBI's taxonomy places the organism in Eukaryota, Metazoa, Chordata, Actinopteri, Perciformes, Serranidae. The record is from RefSeq and is a predicted model, not a curated record. Gene Ontology annotation, molecular function: syntaxin binding. The coding region runs from base 124 to 2202 and encodes 692 amino acids. The transcript is spliced from 11 exons.
GUCGUUGGGUCCGUCAACAGCAGGACCCUCCUCCCUCCUCCUCCUCCUCCUCUCUCCUUCCUCUGCCUCUCUCUGUCUUUCUCUACCUCCUCUCCUUCACUUCACUGAUCCUGAACACUGAGGAUGGAGACAUCAGUGAAAGCAGCUGAGGUGUUGGUGCCCCCCCAGCCUGACAUGGACGCCAAGAACACUGAAGGUGAGGCAGCAGCUGCACCUGCAGCCUGUGGCUCCUCCUCCGACGACUACAUCAACCCCAUGGAGGAGUUCAGCAGAAAGCUGGAGGACAUCAUCAGCACCCACGGCUCUGCAGCCAGCCUCCUGGACAAACAGAGCACGAUGGAGGCGCUGACGGAGAAGAUGAAGAAGGAGCCAAAAGAUGACAUCCCAGUUGCUAUAGAGACAGAGGUCUGUCUCAUCAUGAAGAGUCUGGACAAACUCUCGUCUCCAGAGCAGAAACUGGAAGAUGUGGUCAGGAGAUACGCUGAACUGGCAGCCCUGCGGCGCUCUGACGAGAAGAAGAUGUGUGUGCUGCAGCAGAAGUUGUCCAUCCUGCUGGACGAGCGGCAGCAGCUGCAGGAGGAGAGUCGCAGCAGCAUCACAGCUCGCAGCAAACUGGAGACUCUGUGCAGGGAGCUGCAUGGACACUACAACGCUCUGAGGGAGGAGACCCUUCAGCGCUGCAGGGAGGAUGAGGAGAAGAGGACAGAGAUCACCAGCCACUUCCAGACGAUGCUGACAGAGAUCCAGGCUCAGAUCGAGCAGCACAGCAACCGAAACGACAAACUGUGCCUGGAAAACAGCAACCUGACGGACAAACUGGAGAGUCUCAUGACCCAGUGCGAGAUGAGGGAGGAGAGUUUGGAGAAGAUCAACAAGCAUCGCGACCUGCAGUACAAACUGGCCGAAGCCAAACUGCAACAGGCCAACGCUCUGCUGACCGAGGCCGAGGAGAAACACAAGAGGGAGAAGGAAUACUUGCUUAGGGAGGCUAUUGACAAAACAAAGAAAUGCUUCGCUAUGAAGGAGCAGGAGCUGACCAUGAAGAAGAAGCUGACCCUCUACGCUCAGAAGUUUGACGAGUUUCAGGCGACACUGGCCAAAAGCAACGAAAUCUACGUUCGCUUCAAGAAGGAGAUGGAUAAUAUGUCAGAAAAGAUGAAGAAAAUGGACAAAGAGUCAAAUCUAUGGAAGACGAGGUUCGAGAACUGUAACAAGGCUCUGACUACCAUGAUUGAAGAGAGAAGGGAGAAAGGUAAAGAGUAUGAUGUGUUUGUCCUGAAGAUUCAGAAGCUAGAGAAGUUGUGUCGCGCUCUACAGGAUGAGAGGGUCGUCCUUUAUGAGAAGAUCAAGGAAGUCCGUAAGGCCAACUCCGACAUCUCAACCAAGGUCCUCAGCACUGAUGACACCAACUCUGAGGAUGCUGAUAAACCCACCCUGCUGACCCCUGGGGACCUCCAAGAGCUCCAGGAGCUCCAGAAGGAGGACCCAGUCUUAACAGAGAACAUGUCCCGUCUGAAGGAGGAACAGGCCAAGCUGCAGGAGUUCGCUGCCUCUCUUUGGGACACACCCGGGGACAAUGACGAAGAAGACAAAGCUGAUUCAGACCCUGAAGAAGACUUGGUGUCUUCUGCAUUUGACCACUUUAAAACCAAAACUCAGGACAAAAAGGAGGUGGUUUCAGUCCCUGAGCAGGUGGUAGAUGUCAAAUGUGAGGCAGCAGAAUCAGUUCUCCCACAGCCUGAUAAAGUUGAGGAGGUUCCACAGCCAGCCAUGUCCACACCUGUGGAGGACACAUCUGAAAUGAUACCAACAGACACAAAACCAGAAGCAGUAAAAGUUCAAACCCAGGUCGAGGACAAAGAGGUGCAACCAGUUAAACCAGAUGAGGAGAUCCAGCAGCAACCUGCUGAACUGGCGCAGACAUCUGAGCCUGAGGAAGUCCAGAUUCAUCCAGCAACAGACCUGAAACCAGACACAGCAAAGGCUGAAAUUUUAGUCGAGACUGGUGAGGUCAAACCAGUGAUCCCAGUGGAAGUCGAGAAGGCCCAGGCCGCACCAGUGGAAGUACAACAAGAAGCACCAACCAAGUCAGCUCCACCUUCACAAAACACACCUAAAACCACUGCUUCCUCCAAUGCAGAGUCCUCCAAAAAGCAAACACCAAAGAAAAAGAAGAAGAGGAACGCCAAGAAUGCAAGCUAAAGUUUAGGAUGCGCUGAAGGUGUGUGUGUGCGUGUGUGUGCUGUUAUUUGUGUGUUUGUGUAACUGAAAUCAUAAUGUGCCUUUUGUAAAACCAUAAGUUUGUCCCAACUGGUGCACCUGAAGAGUUGUCAGUGUCACUUUUCUCAAAAAUCAAUGUCACCAGAUGAGGACGGACAAAAAGCCGACUGUAUUUUAUAGUCUGAAUGUCUAAAUGUAACAUAAAAGUAACAUUUAGUUGGUCGAAAGAAUGAAAGGCCUUACUGAAGUAUAACAAAGUCUAAAUGACUGAGAUAUCAAACAUGAUCUUUCUCUCAGAAAAAUUUAGUGUUAACUUAAGUGCCAUAAAAAGUGAAAGCUUUUGCCUUAUGGAAGGCAAAAUGCCAAAAAGAAAACAUUGUUUGGUAUCAGUGCCAGUAAAACUGCAGUGUCUCUUUUAACCUAGAAAUCACAACGACUCUAAUAAAGUUAUUUUUUGACCAUUUGACCACUGAUA